Bolinopsis microptera is the source of this 2398-nucleotide messenger RNA. RefSeq names its product disintegrin and metalloproteinase domain-containing protein 17-like. The coding region runs from base 2 to 2197 and encodes 731 amino acids. The record is from RefSeq and is a predicted model, not a curated record. Gene Ontology annotation, biological process: Notch signaling pathway; membrane protein ectodomain proteolysis. Gene Ontology annotation, cellular component: plasma membrane. Lineage: Eukaryota; Metazoa; Ctenophora; Tentaculata; Lobata; Bolinopsidae. The transcript has 9 exons. Gene Ontology annotation, molecular function: metalloendopeptidase activity.
CAUGAAGCUACUGUUUACUGGAUUACUUUAUGUUUAUUUGUGUGUUGCAGUCAAUGGAAAUCUUGAGAAUUAUCUUCGUGACUUUAAGGCUUUAAAAAAGGAGCAUAUCUAUCUUGAAAAAGUAUCCAAGUCGACUGUCACAUCCGCAGCUCAAUUCUACUUUAAGAUAGAUAUCGAUGGAAAGGAAUUUCAUUGCUCGCUCCAACCUCAUUUCGAUCUAUUUCAUCCUGAUCUGGUGGUUAAACAACGCAAAAAUAUGGAAUUAAAAACAAGUGCUUUGGAUAUCUUUGAAUUUAUGGAAGGAACACUGAUAAACGAACCUCAGAGUCGUGUUAUAAUUCACAUUAGAAAUGACAUAGUCACUGGAUCCAUUCAAACAUCAGGAGGUGAAAAAUAUUAUAUUGAACCAUCUGUCCGCCACAUUUCAAAACCUCAUGAUUUUCAUAUGAUUGCAUACAAGCAGUCUGACAUUAAGUUCAAUAUAACAAGUAUAGAUGAUGGACAUUAUUGUGGUCACGAGUCUCAUCAGCACAAGAAUGAACAUUAUGCCAACGAAUUUCAGUCCAUGUUUCCCAAAGACAGUGGGAGUCAUGAUAAAGGAUUUGAGUACUCACGAAAACGCAGGUCAACAUCAUCUAAAAAUCGCUGCUCACUUGCACUAGUAGCUGAUUACCUAUUCUACUCUAACAUAUGUGAAAAGGAUGAGAGUAAUGCAAUGAGCUACAUGGUUAGUCUUGUUCAACAGGUGGAUGCCCUGUAUCAAGCUCAGUCCCUUGAUCCUGAUGGUAGUGACGCUUAUAAAGGUUAUGGUUUUCAGAUUAAAUAUGUCGAGGUUGUCACCUCACCACUGACAGCUUCUGCAGAUUCAGACUCCUACAAGUAUUAUGCUGAAAAUGACACUCCUGGAGUAUCAGAUCUCCUGACAAACUUUGCUUACGGGAAUUGGGGAGACUAUUGUCUUGCUCAUCUGUUCUCUAACCAUGAUUUUGAUUCUGGAGUUUUGGGCCUUGCCUUUAUUGCAUCCAGCUCCACAUCAAGUGUAGGGGGGGUUUGUACAAAAUCUUACACAGACGGAACUGGACAGAGGAAGUAUACUAACGUUGGUCUUACUACUACGGUGAACUAUGGUAGAACUCUUCUAACAUCAGAAGUUGUAUUUGUGACUGGUCACGAAUUUGGACACAACUGGGGUAGUUCCCAUGAUUCAGACAGCUCAGAAGAGUGCGCACCAAACAACAACAGGUACAUGAUGUAUCCAGCUGCAGUGGACGGUGCUCAAUCCAACAAUUACCUCUUCUCUAACUGCAGCAAGAAAGCUAUCAACGAUGUGCUGGCAGCGAAGUCAAGUCUGUGUUUCGAGGAAGUAACCACACAAUUAUGUGGUAACGGAGUGGUGGAAGAGGCGGAGGAGUGUGACUCUGGUGCUAACUCCUCGGCUUGCUGCUUCGGCUGCAAACUAACCACCGGUUCAACAUGUGAGGACUCUAAUAGCGAGUGCUGUGCUGGCUGCAAGUUGAAAUCAGUUGGUUCAGUCUGUUUGUCAACUGAUUGGAAGGAAGUUGAUAGCAAGCAUUGUGUGUCUGAUUACUCUUGUAACAGUCAGGGGAAAUGUGCGGCAGGUUCACAUGUUCCGGAUGGAACGGAUUGUUUUGACAGUGGUUCAUGCAAAAGUGGACAGUGUUUACAGUUCUGUGAGUACAGAGGGAAAGUGUCCUGUUCGUGUACUCAGGAGGAUGAUAUGUGCAAGUUAUGCUGCAAAGAUACGGACGACAGCAGCUGUGAAGUCUACUACAAUUCCUCCAGCAAGUCUAGCCUGCUGUCUGAUGGCAAGAUUUGUGGCAACGGCAUCUGUGUAAAGGGAGUUUGUGAGGUGAGUGCUCAAGAUAUUCAGGAGAAGUUUUGGGAGAUAAUAGAUGAGAUAAGCGUGAAUAUGGUGGUCAAGUGGUUUACAAAUAACAUCGUCUUUACCAUCAUACUGUUCACUAGUAUAUUCUGGAUUCCUAUAUCGAUCUUUGUGAAUUGGUUGGAUGAUAAGUACGACUUAGGAUACCUUGAUGAGAUUCUGGGAGGGGACGAUUCUGAGGAACAAAAUAAACCGAACACGAGGGGAGUGCUGCUUGGAUCCACUAAAAUGGCGGACAGUGCAAACAAUGUUUACCCAAAACUGAGUAGUGCGUUAGCGGGAACUUCGCUUUAGGUGGUCAUGACUCGUGGGAGAGCAGCAAUUUAGUGACUCCAUUUAUUUUGAUUCCCAAGCCCUUGUUAUUACAAUUUAUCGGCUUACAAAUGAUAUUGACAGUUGACCUGUUUUGAAUAAUGUUUAUUUUAUGAUGUUCAUUGUAGCGACAUGGUAGUUUCUAAAAUACCUACCAAUUUUUGUGAGUUUUUGACUGAUACA